AUGUGCGACCACUGCGCAAAAGUCACCAGUCAAAAAGGAUAUGCAGGCCAAGUAACGUGCAAGUGCGAGCAUGGCGAGAAGAAGGAGGAGGCCAAGAAGGAAGAAUUCAGUGGCUGUUGCAGCAAAAAAGCAAAGGAAGCUGUCGGUGGUUGCUGUAUGUCAGGCUGUUGUAAAGAGAAAAACACUAAAUCCAAGGAAACUCGAAAAGAAGGCGCUAAUUGUUGCGGUAAAAAUAAAUCAUGAAGAUCAUACGACUCUUAAACCAUAUACGAUAAUUCUGUAAUCCUGAUUUCGAAAUAAAUAUAAGAGAUGCUUCGGUAAA
This is a messenger RNA of Vespa crabro (European hornet), 322 nucleotides long. RefSeq lists its product as uncharacterized. NCBI's taxonomy places the organism in Eukaryota, Metazoa, Arthropoda, Insecta, Hymenoptera, Vespidae. The transcript is spliced from 4 exons. Bases 1 to 243 code for a protein of 80 amino acids. The record is from RefSeq and is a predicted model, not a curated record.